Messenger RNA from Pteronotus mesoamericanus, 3209 nucleotides. RefSeq names its product SPT20 homolog, SAGA complex component (gene SUPT20H). Lineage: Eukaryota; Metazoa; Chordata; Mammalia; Chiroptera; Mormoopidae. The transcript is spliced from 26 exons. The record is from RefSeq and is a predicted model, not a curated record. Gene Ontology annotation, cellular component: SAGA complex. The coding region runs from base 410 to 3016 and encodes 868 amino acids. Gene Ontology annotation, molecular function: transcription coregulator activity. Gene Ontology annotation, biological process: regulation of transcription by RNA polymerase II.
CGGGCGGCGGUACGGGCCCCGGGGCCUCUGAGGCGCCGCGCCGGCGGUGGGCGUGCGGAGCGGGCGGCCGGUGGGUCUCGCCCGUCGCGACUAGGCCGGGUCCCCGGCGCUGUAACGGGUCCCGGCGGACCGGGUCAGAGGGGAAGGGCGGCUUCCCGAGUGGCGUUUCGCGCUUUCGGGAGCGCAGUGGGGAGGAAGACAGUAUCCCCGGAGAGACGAGCUGGGCUCAGCCGACAGCCCCGGGCCGUCAGCUCCGUUGUCUGUCACGGUGCCGGGAGGCCCGCUUUCCGUUUCUGUGUUGGCUUCCGGGGCCCAGUCGCAGUGCUGUGAAACCGCCAUCGAAGGCAUGGUUCUCGCCCUGCUUCAUCGGCGCAGCUAGGCCCUCCUGUGGGCCCCUGGUCACCGCGCGAUGCAACAAGCUGUAGAAUUAGCGCUGGACCGUGCAGAGUACAUCAUCGAAAGUGCCCGACAGAGACCUCCCAAAAGGAAAUACCUGUCUAGUGGAAGAAAAUCUAUAUUUCAAAAGCUCUACGACUUAUACAUUGAAGAAUGUGAAAAAGAGCCUGAGGUUAAGCAGAAAUUAAGAAGAAAUGUGAACUUGCUGGAGAAGCUUGUUAUGCAGGAGACAUUGUCAUGUUUAGUGGUCAACCUGUACCCAGGAAAUGAGGGAUAUUCUUUGAUGCUCAGGGGAAAGAAUGGAUCAGAUUCAGAGACCAUCCGACUGCCAUAUGAAGAAGGGGAGUUGCUUGAAUACUUGGAUGCCGAAGAAUUACCUCCCAUCUUGGUUGAUCUCCUAGAAAAAUCUCAGGCCAACAUCUUCCACUGCGGGUGCGUCCUGGCGGAGGUCCGGGACUACAGGCAGUCCGGCCACACGAAGCCCCCCGGCUACCAGAGCAGGCACAUCUUGCUGCGCCCCACGAUGCAGACUUUAAUCUGUGAUGUGCAUUCAAUAACGAGUGAUAACCAUAAAUGGACCCAGGAAGACAAGCUCCUGCUGGAGAGCCAGCUGGUCCUGGCCACGGCGGAGCCGCUGUGCCUCGACCCGUCCAUCUCUGUCGCGUGCACUGCGAACCGGCUGCUCUACCACAGGCAGAAGAUGAACACGCGCCCGCUCAAACGGUGUUUCAAGAGGUAUUCCCGGUCCUCGCUGAACCGGCAGCAGGACCUGUCCCAUCGUCCACCACCCCCUCAGCUGGGGCUCCUGGAUUUCCUGCAGAAAAGGAAGGAAAGGAAAGCAGGUCAGCAUUACGACCUCAAAAUUUCCAAAGCGGGAAAUUGUGUGGACAUGUGGAAGCGCAGCCCCUGCAGCCUGGCCGUGCCCUCCGAAGUGGAUGUGGAGAAACACGCGAAGGUGGAAAUGUCCGUCAAGCCCGACGACUCGCAGCCCGCCGUCUGGCCGGCCCACGACAUGAAAGACGACUACGUGUUUGAAUGCGAAGCCGGCACUCAGAGGACGAAGCUGACCAUUCUGCAGUCGCUCGGUGACCCCCUGUACUACGGUAAAAUCCAGCCUUGCAAAGACGACGAGGACACGGACGGCCAGAUGUCCCCUCCCCACUCCUCCACUGAUGAUCAUUCAAACUGGUUCAUUAUUGGAUCAAAGACUGAUGCUGAGAGGGUGGUCAUUCAGUACCAGGAGCUGGUCCAGAGCGAAGCCAAGUGCCCAGUGAGGAUGUCGCACAGCUCCAGCGGCUCGGCCGGCCGGAGCCAGCUGUCUCCGGGGAAGGAAGCGGAACAGCCCGAGACCCUGUCUGUGCAGUCCUCCGUGCUGGGCAAGGGGGUGAGACACCGGCCGCCGCCCAUCAAGCUGCCCUCGGGCUCGGGGGGCGCCGCCUCAGGUAACUAUUUCACGCCACAACAGGCCAGCAGCUUUCUUAAGUCUCCGACUCCCCCUCCUGCUCCCAAGCCACCGAGCCUCUCUCGGAAGUCGUCCGCGGACCCCAGUCAUGCCAGCCUGCUCUCUCCGGCCGCCCUGUCGCCUGCCAGCUCCUCGCAAAGAUCUGGAACUCCUAAGCCAUCUACUCCUACACCAACCCCUCCAUCGGCCCCACACCCUCCCGACGCCCAGAGCUCCACUCCCAGGGCCCCUUCAGCCUCCCCUCCUUCCCAAGGCUCAGGCUUCACCCCUCAGCCCACUCUGUUAACUCGGUUUGCUCAGCAGCAAAGGCCUCUGAGCCAGGCAAUGCCUGUAACGACCGUUCCUCUUUCCACCAUGGUGACAUCCAUCGCCCCAGGGACCAGCGCCCCCCAGGCCACGGCCGCCUCCGCGGGACUUAGCUUCAUCGGCGUGGUGGGCUCCGUGUGCGGAGUCCAGGCUCUGAGGAGCGGCUCGAGCCCCGUGCUGGGCGGCACCGCCGGCGCCGUCGCCCCCGCCGGAAUCAACCUGAGCGGCCUGCUCCCCUCGGGAGGCCUGCUGCCCGGCGCGCUGCCCGGGCCCGCGCAGGCCGCUCCGCACGCAGGUGUUCCAUUUGGUUUAAAAAAUACUUCAAGUCUCAGGCCCUUGAAUCUACUCCAGCUUCCCGGGGGCUCUCUGAUCUUCAACACCCUGCAGCAGCAGCAGCAGCAGCAGCAGCAGCCGCAGCUGCCGCAGCCGCCACCAUUUCCCCCGCAGCAGCCGCAGCCGCCCGCAGCGCCCAGCCCGCAGCAGCCAGGGGAACAGGGCUCCGAACAAGGCUCCGCAGGCCUGGAGCAGGCCCCGCCGGCCCCACCCGCUGCCGCCCUCAGCCUCGCCGGAGCGGGGGGCCUUCUGCAGCCACAGGCCGCUGCGCUGUCUCAGCUUGGCUCUGCCGAGAACCGACCUGAGCAAAGCCUCCCCCAGCAGAGACUCCAGCUCUCCUCUGCCUUUCAGCAGCAGCAGCAGCAGCAGAUCCAACAGUUGCGAUUCUUGCAGCGUCAAAUGGCUAUGGCGGCGGCGGCGGCACCAACGGCCCAGCGGCACCGGCACAGGCACCGGCACCCCGGCAGCCAGUCCGAAAGUAAAAUGAAGAGAAGCGCGCCCACCACUCCCAAGUUCUGAGUCUGGCGUCAUUUUUCCUUUUUUAAAAACAAAAGAGCAGUGACUCAAAAGGAUUCUCCAAGUUUCUACUUCAUUUCUGUCUUUUAAAACGUAUCAGUAUUUGACAUUGCUAGACAUACAAACUUUAUACAGAAGCACAGCCCUACGACUUUUUAAAUAAAAACUGGAAAAUGCUUUAACUAUUAGGGUUGGU